This is a messenger RNA of Cynocephalus volans (Philippine flying lemur), 1530 nucleotides long. It is a transcript of the gene RNF166, whose product is annotated as ring finger protein 166. Bases 32 to 706 code for a protein of 224 amino acids. The transcript has 4 exons. Gene Ontology annotation, molecular function: ubiquitin protein ligase activity. Lineage: Eukaryota; Metazoa; Chordata; Mammalia; Dermoptera; Cynocephalidae. The record is from RefSeq and is a predicted model, not a curated record. Gene Ontology annotation, biological process: ubiquitin-dependent protein catabolic process; protein polyubiquitination.
CGGCGGCGGCGGCGGCGGCGCAGGCCCCGGGAUGGCGAUGUUCCGCAGUCUGGUGGCCUCGGCGCAACAGCGGCAGCCGCCGGCCGGGCCCGCGGGCGGCGACAGCGGCCUGGAGGCGCAGUACAGCUGCCCCAUCUGCCUGGAGGUCUACCACCGGCCCGUGGCCAUCGGCAGUUGCGGCCACACGUUCUGCGGGGAGUGCCUCCAACCCUGCCUGCAGGUGCCAUCCCCCCUGUGCCCGCUCUGCCGCCUGCCCUUCGACCCCAAGAAGGUAGACAAGGCCACCCACGUGGAGAAGCAACUCUCAUCCUACAAGGCGCCCUGCCGGGGCUGCAACAAGAAGGUGACACUGGCCAAGAUGAGAGUGCACGCCUCUUCCUGUCUGAAGGUCCAGGAGCAGAUGGCCCACUGUCCCAAGUUCAUCCCCGUGGUGCCCACGUCCCAGCCCAUCCCCAGGACUACAGCAUCGAUGAGGAAGCUGCCUUCCAGGCCGCCCUGGCCCUGUCUCUCUCUGAGAACUGAAGGAGGCCACCCAGCUGCCAGCCUGAGCCUCGGAGGAUGCACCGUGCACCAGCCGUGUACCAGGCAAGCCUCACCGCACCAGGUGGAGUCUCCACUCGUGCACAAGGAGAGCCACUGCUGGCUGUCCCUCUGCCGUCAGGGCAGGGCCACCUGUGGUCCUGGGUCAUUUGGUGCUUCAGGCUGAUCAGGGGGCUAAGCAGGCGGCCUCACGGGGCAGGUGCUGGCCCAUGGGGACUUAGAGCCGUCAGCCAUCUCCUCAAAGCCAUGAUGUCCUCCUCAUGUGGAGAAGGGACAGUCGGUACCCCACGCUGCGCCCCGCAGGCCCUGUUGUCGCAAUGAGAGCUGGGGAGAGGAGCCCAGGCCGCCACCCAGCGCCGCCCCCACCCACACCUGGCAGCGCUUCCACCUUGCGCAUUUGGUACUGGCUUUUGUGAUACUUAGGAAUCCUGGCAUUUUCUAUAUUAUCCAGUGUGACGAUCUUUUCACGUUUUUUAGAGCAAAGACAAUGCAGCUACUCUUCAUACUGCAGUAUCUGUGUUUGACUAGGAACAAUAGUAUUUUUAUGAAACAUUUACAGAAUUAUAUUUUUUAAAAAAACAAUCAAAAACAAGCAGUGUGGGACCAAUGCAAGGAGGGAGGGAGAUGGGUGGUGGCCACAACAGUCAAGCCAAGGUCCCCACCGCUGUCAGCUCUCGUGGUUUGUUGGUUUCUCUUUGAUGCUAUCCAGGAAGAAAUCCCAGCAGCCCGGCCACGUGCUGUGACUGCUUCUGCAGAUGCAGGGUGGCCCUCCUCCCACCAGGGUACUGGCCUUGGCCCACUGUCACCUCCCAGAGCUGACCAUGUCCUGCCUUGGGCAGGAGCGCCCCCCAGUGGUAGCAGAGCUGGGGCCUGGGCAGGGGCCUACUUGGCGGUGGGUUGGGCCAGAAAGCACCUGUCAAAACUCUUCUGUUCAUGGCAUAAAUUAUUGCUGUCUUUUAAAAGAGUUUAAAUAAAACGUUUCAGAGCAUC